Messenger RNA from Sabethes cyaneus, 1533 nucleotides. RefSeq names its product nematocyst expressed protein 4-like. Gene Ontology annotation, cellular component: extracellular region. The transcript is spliced from 2 exons. Gene Ontology annotation, molecular function: chitin binding. Bases 1 to 1533 code for a protein of 510 amino acids. The record is from RefSeq and is a predicted model, not a curated record. Lineage: Eukaryota; Metazoa; Arthropoda; Insecta; Diptera; Culicidae.
AUGCUACUAGAAAAGACAUGGUACACUUUCGUGUUAGCCGUGUCUGUCUUCGGCGCCGUAAAAUCAGCAGGAAUUUGUGGCAAUGCACCGGCUAGAAGUCAUUGGUCAGAUUGUAACAAAUAUGUCGAGUGUGGAGAAAAGCUCUCUGUAGUGUUCCAAUGCCCGGAGCGAAGUUUUUUCAAUCCCACAACACUAGUUUGUGAUUUUGCAAUGUUCCAUGAGUGUGUUGUAGAAUCUUCGACAGAUCGGGACCUAUACUCAUCCUGGAAUAUGAUGGAAGCUGCCGCGGGAGUAUUAACUACCAGCACCAUUUGCAAUGAUGAACGUUUAGGAACGAAAAUACGACAUCCUGAUCAUUGCAAUAUGUUCUAUCAUUGUUCUCCUUCUGGUCCGGUAUUAUUUACCUGUCCGGGAAACACUCUGUUCAACACCGAUAGUAACGUGUGCGAGUGGCCUGAAAACGUCGAUUGUACUAGUGGUGGCGGUGGCGGCGGUGGUGGUGGUGGUGGUGGUGGUGAUGACGGCGAUUGUCCGGCGAAUUGCAUUCCAGAUAAACGUUGUCCGCUUGAGUGCGAAAUUGAAGUAGGAAUCAAAUUACCCCAUCCCAGUAAAUGCGAUGCAUUCCUUCAAUGUAAUGAAGGAUGCGCUUGUUUCACUAAUUGUCCGCAAGAUCUUUGGUGGAGUACAGCACUUGGACGAUGUGUGGAGCGAUACCGAUCUGAUUGCGUAGAACUAGAACGUCCUGAGUGUCCCGUUUGCGUACCGGAUGAGCGCUGCCCAUUGGAUGAUGAUCCGAAUAAUCCGAUCCGAUUUCCCCACCCUGACCGGUGCGAUGCUUACAAAGAGUGCGUCGAGGGACAUAUUUGUAUCGUUGAAUGUCCGGAAGGGCUCGAGUUUAAUCCCGAAACACAAGUGUGCGAUAUUGAGUGGGGAUGCGUGAUCACUGUAACGCCUCCUUCGAUUCCAACUGAUCCAACAAUUGAACCAUCUACCCCAGCCCCACCAACACCAGCACCACCAACCCCCGCUCCACCAACACCAGCACCACCAACCCCCGCUCCACCAACACCAGCACCACCAACCCCCGCUCCACCAACACCAGCACCACCAACCCCCGCUCCACCAACACCUGCACCUCCUACUCCUGCCCCACCUACUCCUGCACCACCAACUCCCGCCCCGCCAACUCCUGCACCUCCUACCCCUGCCCCACCAACUCCUGCACCACCAACACCUGCCCCACCAACCCCCGCUCCACCAACUACACCAGAUCCAGGUUGUCCCAUAUGCCCACCGGGGGUCUGCAAACCCGAUGACCGAUGUCCCAUCAGCUGUAAUGAAUGCGACCCCGUAUUACUACCGCAUCCAGAUAAUUGCGAAAUGUUCCUCAAAUGUACACAUGGAUUUGCUUGUGAAAUGCACUGCCCGGCGGGACUUCACUGGAGCGUACUACUCAACCGUUGCGAAUGGGCCAGUUGCGCUGGCUGCGAUCCAACAAUUCCACCGGGAUGCGAAUGUGGCAUUUGUCCAUGA